Hyla sarda is the source of this 2076-nucleotide messenger RNA. Its product is annotated as oocyte zinc finger protein XlCOF22-like. Gene Ontology annotation, molecular function: RNA polymerase II cis-regulatory region sequence-specific DNA binding; DNA-binding transcription factor activity, RNA polymerase II-specific. NCBI's taxonomy places the organism in Eukaryota, Metazoa, Chordata, Amphibia, Anura, Hylidae. The transcript has 7 exons. The coding region runs from base 129 to 1904 and encodes 591 amino acids. Gene Ontology annotation, biological process: regulation of transcription by RNA polymerase II; central nervous system development. Gene Ontology annotation, cellular component: nucleus. The record is from RefSeq and is a predicted model, not a curated record.
UGUGACAUCAUCACAGGUCCUGCUCCUCCAGCGUCUAUCAAAUACAGAGUGGGUCCUGGUCGGGCUGUGAGGAUAUUAACUGAGGAGCUGAUCCAGUUGUCUCAUCUUCUCUUGAAUGACCCCGAAGGAUGGAGAAGGACAGGAAUGAGAUGACUAAGAGAAUAUUACACUUCACCUUGGAGAUCCUCCACAUGCUGACCGGAGAGGAUUACACCAUAGUGAAGAAGACAUGGGGGGAGUGUGUGGCCCCCAGCAGCCAUCUCCAUGAGUCAGGAGGACGGAGCAGGGCCCGGGGCCCCAUCACGGAACCUCGACCUCACUCACUUAUACAUGAGGAGAAGAUCCUAGAACUCAUCCACAGGAUCACUGAGCUGCUGACUGGAGAGGUUCCUAUAAGGUGUCAGGAUGUGGCGGUCUAUUUCUCCAUGGAGGAGUGGGAGUAUGUAGAAGGACACAAGGAUCUGUACCAGGACAUAGUCAUGAUGGAGGAUCACCGGCCCCUCACAUCACAAGAUGGAGUCAUUGAUAGAAAUCCACCCGAGAGGUGUCCCCGUCCUCUGUAUUCCCAGGACUGUCCAGAGGGAAAUGUCCCAGAGAAGCAUCAGGGGGGAGAUCUGACUAAUAAUAAAGUGGAGGAUGAAGAAGAGAGGAUGAGCGGCCAUCACCCGUGUAUGAGGGAAGUGAAGGAGGAAAUUCCAGGAGGUGUUACCCCAGAACGUCCAAGGAACAACUCCGAGGGAAACCUCAUGUUAUCGCUAAAUAUUAAAGUAGAAGAUGGAGAGAUCGUGGAGCGCUCCUCCGGAGAAGAUGGAGAGAUCAUGGAGCGCUCCUCCGGAGAAGAUGGAGAGAUCAUGGAGCGGUUCUCAGGAGAAAACCUCCUUACCCCUAAUGUCCAUCCAGAUCUAUCAUAUAAUAAUCCCCCUGAUCAUGGGGAACCUUCUCCUGACCAACCACACAUUGUUACCACAAGGACAGAUUCAAAAAAUGGUAAAUGUUUUUAUUGUGAUGUGUGUGGAAGAUAUUUUACAAGAAGGUCAUCUCUUGUUAUACACAAAAAGAGUCACACAAGAAAUAAGCUGUUUUCAUGUUCAGAAUGUGGGAAAUGUUUUACAAAUAAAUCUAAUUUUGUUAUACAUGAAAGAAUUCACACAGGAGAGAAGCCAUAUUCAUGUUCAGAAUGUGGGAAAUGCUUUGCACAAAAAUCAAAUCUUGCUAUACAUGAGAGAAUUCACACAGGAAAGAACCUAUAUUCAUGUUCAGAAUGUGGGAAAUGCUUUACGACUAAAUCAGACUUUGUUGUACAUGAAAGAAUUCACACAGGAGAGAAGCCAUAUUCAUGUUCAGAAUGUGGGAAAUGUUUUAUCAGUAAAUCAGAUCUUAUUAUACAUGUGAGAAUUCACUUGCGAGAGAAGCACUUUGCAUGUUCAAAAUGUGGGAAAAUUUUAACAAGUAAAUCAGAUCUAGUUAUACAUGAGAGAAUUCACACAGGAGAGAAGCCGUAUUCAUGUUCAGAAUGUGGCAAAUGUUUUACAAGUCAAUCAGAUCUUAUCCUACAUGAGAGACGUCACACAGUAGAGAAGACAUAUUUAUGUUCAGAAUGUGGGAAACGUUUUAAAUAUAAAUUAGAUCUUGUUUCACACGAGAAAAGUCACACAAGGAAGAAGCUAUAUUCGUGUUUAGAAUGUGGAAAAUGUUAUAUUACUAAAGCCAGACUCGAGAAUCAUGAGAGAAUUCACAGACUUGUAAAGCAUGAAUAUGGCUUUUCUUCUAACUCUGAUCUUGUUACACAAGGAAAAGGUAACUCAGUAGAUAAGCCUUACUCGUGUUCUGAAUGUGGAAUAUGCUUUCUAAAAGAAUCUAAUCUCUUGAAACAUAAAAUCAUUCACACAGGAGACAAGCUUUAAUAAUGUUCAGAAUGUGGGAAAUUUUUUACAUGAACUCAGAGAAGUGAGUGCGACUCUAUUACACAUUGUCAUUGUAUUUUAUAUGUUCUGUCUUAUCUAUUUCCUAUUUGUGUAAUUUUAUACAGAAGUUUGUAUCUCGGCCAAUCUUACUGCUGUAAUAAACUUUUAUUAU